Molecule: messenger RNA, 3400 nt
Organism: Physcomitrium patens
Lineage: Eukaryota; Viridiplantae; Streptophyta; Bryopsida; Funariales; Funariaceae
Source: RefSeq, a predicted model, not a curated record
UUCCAUGGUGUGCUGCACUUCUACAUUCUGUGUGACCCGUGGAAACAUCACUCCAUUCUGCAUUUGGAUCAGUGGCUCCAUGCCUUCCUCCUCCUCCUCCUCGAUGACGAUGAAGCCUUAGAUGCCUUCGCUGCUGCUUCGAUGCGGGAGUAGUCGGUGUGGCGGGGGUUUAGGUGCUGCGGACUUCACGAUCUCGUGCGGUUCUUUGAGUUUGGUUGAUGUGUAUUGAUAGGUAGCUUGAGGUGGUUCGCGUUGGCCGCGAUGGCGUUGACGUUGCGGGUGUUUCCUACGCUUGCUGCGUGGCGGAUGCCGCAAGGCGUCGAGAUUGGCCUUGGUCGUGUGCGAGUGCCAGCCUUCCGCAGAAAUUGUGAUAGGUUUUGGUCUUUGAGGUGUAGCGCGGAGGAUAUUGUCGGGGACAGCGCCGUGCGUGGAGGGGAGAAGGAUGUCGCUGCGCAUGUGGAAUCGUCUUCGUUGCAUUCGGAUGGGGCUGGUGUUCCAUUGGUUGAAGACAAGUUUGGUGGAUGGUAUGGGACUGAUGAGGUCGACCAGGACAAGAAUACAUUGAAGAUUGCUGCUAUACAAGUGGCUUCUGGAUUUCUGCUUGCGCUUGGACUUUCACUGUCCUACCUCGUUUGGUGCCGAAAACAUGGAAAGAGAGUCAUCCCGCCUCUACCUACUUUGACACAAAUACAGUUGCCAUCGUCUUUGAAGAAGUCACUACAAACACGGUUUCUUUCUUUUUUAAACAGAUCAUCCGAAGAAACCGAGCAUUCAGAUCAUGACGAUAUUGAGGUCAGCGAAGAGAAUAGUUCAAGAAACAGUUUCGGGAAACAGAUGGAGGAGAGUUUCCAUUCUGAUGAGGGCAAGGGUGUGAAUAGUGACGAUGUACAGCACAUUCAGCACAAGAAUCAACAGAUCUUAGAGGAAGAUAAAUUGUUUGCUAGUGAUGAUAGUGACGAUGAGCAAAAAAUUACAACUCCUGUGCCUUCUGGUUGGCAAGAGGCAUCAUUUUUACCGCAGGAACAAGGAUUUGUCACAUUCAGUUCGACGGAUGACUCAUCACGUGAUGCCUCUGAUUUUCCCGCGAAACCCUCGAGCAAACAGCUUGAUACCGACAAGGUUUUAAGUGAUGGGAAGGUUGAUUCGAGACUAUCGGCUUCAGACCCUGCUGCUAAUUCCUUUGCAACUGAGCAGGUUGAAGAUAACGAUACAGAUAGUAGCUAUGAUGAGUCAAAACCUCCAUUCUCAGAAUCCCUUCUUGAAGCUGAAACCUCACGACAUAAUUCAAAUAAGUCUCACAAAGAUGGCAGUGAUGAGCCGCAAGUUGCACCCUCGAAGCGUAGGAAGCUCAGAAGAUCACAAGGAUUCAAGAGGAAGAUUUCAGGGAAGGUGAUAGUACCGGCUGUUGUGGACCACAUGCAAGAGCAAGUACUAGCUGCACUGCAGGCAUCGAAGGUUGUGGAAGAGGGGGCUGAUCCUCGAGCUAUCUGUAACCGCAGAGAUUAUGCUCGUUGGAUUAUUUCAUUCAGCAGUACGUUGUCUAGGAGCCCCGCUAACAAAGUACUUCCGGCCAUGUACAUUGAGGGUGUCACCAAACAAGCGUUUGCUGAUAUUGCUUCCGAUGAUCCCGACUUCCCUUACAUUCAAGGCCUUGCUGAAGCUGGGCUCAUACCUAGCAAUUUAUCUCUCAUCAAUGAGGAUCGUGGUACAUAUGAUAGCGACUCAGACGUGAUGUAUUUUUUUCCUGACAGUCCAGUGACUCGUCAGGACCUUGUGAGCUGGAAGGUGGCGCUUGGCCGACGCUCUCUACCAACUAUCGACAAAGAGACGCUUAAGGCAAAGUCCGGCUUUCUCGAUGUUGACCGAAUUGACAAUACGCUGUGGCCAUUAUUAAGUGAUGAUCUCGAUUCUGGAGAGAACAGUAUCAUAUUGUCCGCAUUUGGUUUUACAAGAAUUUUUCAGCCAGAGAAGCCAGCAACUGUCGGGCAAGCAGCUAUUGCCCUGGCAUGUGGGAACACCUCUGAAAAAUUUGGUGAGGAAUUAGCUAGGUACCAGGCGGAGUGGACGGCUCACGAAGUCGCAAUAGCAGAUGAUGCAAUGAAAGCUCAGAAACAGAAGGAACUGGAUGAACUCUUUGACGGACAACUGAGCGCCGAGCGACGACAAAAAGAACUGGCUCAGCAACGCUUCGAGGAACUGAGAGCAGAGUUUGAAAGGAUGAAAUCCGAAAGAGAUGCAGAGAAGGGCGUGCUUUUGAAAGACAAGGCCGCCGUUGAAUCAGAAAAGGAGCUUCUGGGUCAUUUGAAAGAACAAGUUGACGAGCAACUGCAGGCACUGACCACGCGAGAAAUGCAGGUCUCUAUUGAGCAAGACCGAUUAGAAAACCUCAGAUCAACAUGUGAAGGUCACGAGGAAGAAUUGUCGAGAGUGACUUUUGAACUUGAAGUUGAGAAAAAAGCUCUAAUGCAAGCCAGGUUUUGGGCAGAGGAUGAAGCUCGGAACGCGCGAGCCCAUGCUGAAGCACUUGAACAAACCCUAAAGCGGAGAUCUAAUCGAGAGCAAGUUGAAGUAACAGACAGAAGCUGGCACUACAAUGCUAAGGAUGAAAUUAAAAAUGUUGUCCAGCGAGCUCCCAUUCAAGGUGUUAUGGAUAAGGUUGAAGACCUUACUGGCAACGUCAGGACUGCACUCAUUCAAUCCUGGCAGACAAUACUGAGAGUGAUAAAUGGUUUCCUGCAGAGAGCUGGGGAGCUCGUACAAGAGAUCAGAUGGAAGAUCCAGCAUUAUUAUCGUGUUACCUCCUCAUCCACUGGGAACCUACUUCAGGACUCGGCAUAUUCUGUAAACCAAAAGCUUCAAGGCUUGCAGUCUACGGCAUUAGAGUUUUCAGCCAAAGUAGCGGACGGAACAAAGAGGUUGGCUAAUGAUUGCAAAGAUGGAGCCCAGAAGUUGUCCCGACGUUUCAAGGCUGAGUAGCGCUACUCUCGGACGCAACCAAUAGUUGUAGUUCAUCGUCGAGAGUGUGAACUUGGCGUCAGGGAUUGGGGCAGUGAUUUUGGUCUGGGAUUUGGCCUUUGUCAGGUACCUUGGUUUAGUAUCUUGGUGGCUGUGACUGCUCCAUAUAUAAAGUAUAUCACAAGGAGCACGCAGUAAACUAAAGCUUGGUCCUUGGUGAUGUAAGCUACACAACGAGGAUCUCGGUAUCUCCUGAAUUGGUAGAGGUGUGAGAAAAAGUGUUUGCCUCCCACAGUAACCAGCAGGCAUGUAGACGGAGAUGUCUACAGCCCUUUUUCGAUUCCAGUUCUUUGAUAUACUCUUCGGUCCAUCUUACCGGAGGGUUGUUGAAUUUGUAUUAAUUUUAGAAUCACUUAUAUUUUGUUCAUCCUGAAAUUAUUUGAUA